UUUGUGUAUUCGCGUCCUAUGUCCUAAUUUCGCUAUUAGAAUACAGAAAUCCACAUAUUAAUCAUAAAUUUAAAUCAAUUAUAAAUAUUAGUAUAUAUUUAAAGUAAAAUUAGUAAUUUAUAAUGGAUAUAACACUUAGUAAAUCGUCAAAUGAAGGCAACUUGUGGUGCCGCGCCUGUCUCUCGGUCGAAGGGAGAAUGUACAAUAUUCAUGAGUACAAACUAGGUGAUGCUUUCGCUCACAUCAUCGGAAGCCCUGUGCACAAGGAUAAACUGCCUCAACACCUCUGCGCAUACUGCGGCACACGGCUGCUCAAAUGUGAAUCUUUUAGAGACAUGUGUCUGAACACACAACAGUAUCUUGUCACCAAGCUGCUCAACCAUGAGUGGGAUACAGACUGUGUUGCCAGAACACGCCCUUCUAACAGACCCUUCAACUUGACAACAACAGAUGUCACCACCACAGAGUUUGUUGACACACCCUCAGCUGAAAGGUUAACUGGAACUGACAUAAAAGUUGAACCCAACAUAGACAUUGUUGACAUAGACGGCAUUAUAGAGCAUGCCAAUUUGAAAACAGAAACUGAAGAAAACGAAGAUAAAAACAAAAGUACAAAAAGAAAAAGAAAAACUGGAACUGCGGCUAAGAAGAAAACUGAAGUUAUUGUAGAUAAUGAUGACGAUGAAGUUAGUGAAGAACAUAAAAUAGAAAAUAUAAAAGUUGAAGUAAAUGUUGAUAAUUUUGAAUAUGAAGAAAGUGUAGAUGCUAAGAAAGAGUGGGACAUAGCUCUUGAUGAUAAUAUUGAUUUUGAUGAUGAUUUUAGUGAUGAUACACUAGAGUUACCAUUAAAGAAGAGAAGGAAAACUAAGAAAAAGAUAGCAGUAAAAGUUGAUGAACCUAAAGAUACAGAUAAGCCAAAAGUCAGAAGGAAAAGGAAGAGGAAAGAAGAGGUAACAAGGAAGUUCAGGAAAGCAGAAAACGAUUUUAUGCCUGUGUUCGAUUUUGCCACAUUUGAGAGUUCGUAUGCCGUGAAAAUUGUUGUUUUGAGCAAGGAGGAGCAGCUGGAAGAGAUCGCCUCGCGUAAGAAGUCCCGGAAUUACCUGGAGUCCCAUUUCCGGUGUGACGACUGCGGGAAAGGCUUCGACGCUGAGGCCGCUUACAACAACCACAGAUUACGGCACAGUCCGAGCGAGGGUUCGCUCGCCUGCGAGAUCUGCUUCGUGCGCUUCAAGCGGCAAUGCGUGCGACAGAGACACCAAGAUGUUCACCGACUGAAGUUCCUUUGCAACGAGUGCAGCUAUGUGUCUAGAGACAGGGAGCAAGCGCAGAAACACCACGCCAUGCAUGAGGGCAAGACGUUCCAGUGUCGGCACUGCGGGAAGACUUUCCUCAAGCGUACGUCGUGUUUCUCCCACAUGCGGCUGGCGCACCCCACGCUGAACGUGACCUGCAACCUGUGCGGGGAGACCUUCAUCGGGCUCUACGGCCUGAGGCACCAUCAGAAGAUCACUCACGCCAAAAAGCGGCAAGAAUUUAAGUGCGCCGUCUGUUCAGCCACCUUCCUAAGCGUAGAAGCACUGAACAGACACACAGACACGGCCGGCGAGCACGGAGACCUGCGGCCGUGCGAGCAGUGCGGCGAGAACUGUGCGAGCGAGCAGGCGCUACAGGAACAUGUCAAGGAUACACAUCCCGAGGAGUCGUAUCGAUGUGACGAGUGUGACAUCUCGUUUCCGAACGCGUCUGCGUUCAACACACACAAACUGCGCAAGCACCUCGGGGUGCGCUACGCCCACUCUGCGCAUCAGAGCCGCCAGUACCCGCGCACGCGCAUGCCGAACGAGCACGGGUCGCGGGUGUGCGAGCAGUGCGGCCGUGUCAUGAAGAGCGCAGCCCACCUCCGGUACCACUUGCUGAGGGACCAUCAGAACGUGAAACUGAACGCCUGCAGCGAAUGUCCGAAGAGAUUUUUCAGCAAAGCGUUGUUGCGGUACCACAUGCGGUCGCAUACCGGGGAGAGGCCGUUCCAGUGCCCCGCGUGCCCGCGCGCCUUCAGCCUGAAAGCCAACUUCAAGCGACACCACCUCACCGCACAUGAAGGCCUCCGCAACAAGGUCCCGUGCCACAUCUGCGGGCGAGAGUUCACCACGAAGAAUUCCAUGGCUAUGCACGUGAGCACCGUGCACGGCGGCCGCCCGUGGCCGCGCCGGGACCGGAGCAAGCGCCCGAAAAACACUACCAACAUGACACGUGACAAAACAAAUGACACAAAGUCAUGA
Messenger RNA from Cydia fagiglandana, 2279 nucleotides. Its product is annotated as zinc finger protein 425-like. The transcript has 13 exons. Gene Ontology annotation, molecular function: zinc ion binding; chromatin insulator sequence binding. Bases 123 to 2279 code for a protein of 718 amino acids. Gene Ontology annotation, biological process: regulation of transcription by RNA polymerase II. Gene Ontology annotation, cellular component: chromosome; nucleus. The record is from RefSeq and is a predicted model, not a curated record. NCBI's taxonomy places the organism in Eukaryota, Metazoa, Arthropoda, Insecta, Lepidoptera, Tortricidae.